Molecule: messenger RNA, 1893 nt
Organism: Fonsecaea multimorphosa CBS 102226
Lineage: Eukaryota; Fungi; Ascomycota; Eurotiomycetes; Chaetothyriales; Herpotrichiellaceae
Exons: 1
Coding region: 1-1893 (630 amino acids)
Biological process (GO): microtubule cytoskeleton organization; microtubule-based movement
Cellular component (GO): cytoplasmic dynein complex; centrosome
Molecular function (GO): dynein heavy chain binding
Source: RefSeq, a predicted model, not a curated record
AUGCUGGCGACAUCGCAACCAAACGCCAGCUUUCCUCGUCCAUCGUCCUCAUCCACACCCGUCCCCGUUCCAUCAUCCUUCCGCCGCCCCGGCAGCAAGGAUGGCGACAACAAACAAGCGAUCUGGGUGCCCAUGCUCAACAGCGCCUCCAAGGGCAAAGACCUGUCCGAGAAGCAACUCAUCCUCCUCGGCGGCACCCCGGACCAGCAGCGCGGAUUCCUCGAGCAAUUGAACCCUCCGAACCACCAAAGAGCCCGGUACGCCAACAACGACAGACGACGGCAACCGAGAGUAGCCCCCAUAUCGAACCGCUACGCGCUGGGCUAUACCUAUCACGAUGUGCUGGACGCGGACCAGGAAGACGUGCUUGCGAGGAUGAACAUCUACAUGCUGGCGAACCCCUCUGCGAACUUUGCACCUUUACUCAGACCGCUUUUCACGCCAAAGACGGUCAAAGACACAUUGAUCACUAUUUUGUUGGAUUGGUCGGAUCCUUUGAAAUGGGCACGGCAACUACGACAAUGGAUACGCCUGCUCAGGGCUGUCAUCUUGACGUUGGACGAGCAGACAAAGAUUGAAAUGGAGGAAAUCAUGACGGCCUGGAAGGAGAAGAGAGUUGGGCCAGAUGCUCCUUCUGCUCAGCCCGGCAGCGGUGGCAGUGGCGCGACGGUGGCUGAGCAGAGAUCGAUAGUCCCACCGGGACCUGGAGAAUGGGAUGAAGGACUUGGCAUUCCGUUGUCUGUGGUCUGUAUACAGGCGGAAAAGAUCCAAGACCUGGAACGAGACCAUGGCUGGGGAGAAGAUCAGUUUGACUUUUUGAUGCAAUGGCUGCGGUGCGUUUUGCUGAAACACGGCGCCUCGCUCGUCUAUACCGCCACAUUCGACCCAAACAACGUCAGGACGCUGGUGCAUUCGAGUUUGAGUAUUCAAUCCCUGUUGAAACGCGAAGUGGCCAAACACAACAUCGUCGACAGAGACAAGAUCUUGGUGCCGCCGAACUGGGACUCUUGGGGCAAGAUCCGGAUUCUGAAAGAAGGCUUUGACCCGGAGGCCGUAGCGAACGCUUGGUCCGUGGAAAUCCAGCCACCUCCUGAAGAGAAAUUCGACCUCUCCUCGAAAGGCUACGACCAAGAGCCCGAGGGACCUCCUUCUCAGAACAACGAGGCCGACUCAGCAUCAGCUGUCCAACUAUUUGAAAGCACCCUGCGCCGUCCCGCGGACCUGCGGCCCUCGUUCCAGCCCCGUACACACGACGAAACCGUCUCUGUGCCAUCCGUACAAGAAUUCCUACAAGCACAGCACGAGACGCUCGAAAAGCUGAAAUUGGAAGACGAAAAGGCAGAGAGGAAAUCGCGAAAGGGAGCACCUGCGCCCACAGGAGCCGGUGCCGGCAGCGUCGAAGCAGGCUCUGUAGAAGAGGGACCGACAAAGGGGGUUUCCAACCCGAGAAUGGCCGAGCACAUCGGUCCGUACCAGAUCAACGUCAACGGGAUCGAUUUCGACGCCGAGGAGGCAACAAGGCGACUCAGAGAGCGGGAAAGCGAGAGGCAGCAGAAUGCGGCGGCGGCGAAGAAUAACAACGCGUCCACAUCCACAAAUGUCCCACUGCAUGCAUCAUCAGGGGGUGUCGUGACUGGAACAGGCACCAGUACGCCAAUGCGUCGUCUGGGCAGCGACCACGGUGGAGACGGGACGGGGACACAGACGCCCUCUGGCGGUGUGGGAAAGCAGAGCAACGAAGCCAUGUCCCAGUUCUUUGCAAACCUGAUCAAUAAGAAGGACAAGAGGGGCGCUGUGAGCGCAGGUGCUAGUCCAACCCGGGUCGCGACGCCUCCUCGAGGACAUGGCGCUGGAAGUACGGCGACGGGAGACGAGAGAAGACGCGAGUCUUAG